GUUGUAGAGACGCAGUUACUAGUUAGUGAGAAACUCGCGUGCGCAGCGCAUGCGCCGCGGAGGACGGAUUGAAAAAAAAAACUGUGGAGAUUUUCAAAUUAAAAACGUGUCUUUGGAUUUAUUUCACUGGAAUAUUUUGAACGUUCGAGAAAAUUCCUUCAAGGAUUAGAAAUCUAUGAAAAUAUAAGACUGACGCAAUAAAAUGGCAGAAUCUCAAGCAAACAGUAUAAGUUGGAAACAAGGGUUUUCAGAUUCUACCGCCGAUCCGAACUUGUCUAUGAGCAUAUCGGAGGAGGCGCCAACUCUUGCCGUUACCACCAUUUGCGGGGUCACCAUUGUUAUUCUCCUGGCUAUCGUCGCCGUCUUCGUGUUGGGCAUUCUUAUUGAUUGUAGACAGCAGCGAUUGACAGAAAGUAAACAAAAAGAAAUCAGAAGAUUGAAGGUGAAGAAACCUCAUCCGAGAGUAGAAGACGGCAUCACUAUAGCUGACAAUAUGGAGGAACCUGAUAUGAGCAUACCGCCUUCCGAGGUGAUACGACAGAUUCCCUGAUAGUCUCAAAAGUCUUAGGCUGGACGUAUAUUAUCCAGAAUCUCU
This is a messenger RNA of Aricia agestis (brown argus), 595 nucleotides long. RefSeq lists its product as uncharacterized. The transcript is spliced from 4 exons. NCBI's taxonomy places the organism in Eukaryota, Metazoa, Arthropoda, Insecta, Lepidoptera, Lycaenidae. The record is from RefSeq and is a predicted model, not a curated record. Bases 203 to 550 code for a protein of 115 amino acids.